AUGAGAUUUGAUUGGUCGACAAACUACGGUUUUUUGCGGCUUGCCACGAGUACAGUAUUUGAAAAAUGGCGGAAAAUUUUUGAGAAUUAAAAAUUAUUUUAGUUAAAAUCAAAAUAUCUCGUUAUAAAGGUAAAAAUGACCACUGGAGACUUAAAGAACAAUCUCAGGAAACUUCAUUUGGAAUUGAGGCAAAUAAACUAUAAAAAUACUUUAGAUAUUGAGGGUUUGAGUAUCGGUAGACCUUCUGCUUUCCUACCUAUUUUGCACUUCAUCUUGACGGAGUUUUCUAACGAAUUGACACAAUAUUUAUUCGCCAAAGACUACGAACUGCUUGCAAAAAGCGAUAAAAACUUUAUGUCUAUUGUUUAUAAAAUAAUUCGGGAUGAAUUCAACACCAAACUGCCUUUAAAUAAAGAGCAGUUUUUCUCUGUCGGAUUUGCGGAACGCAAGCUGCAACUACUCACGACAGUUAUUGUGAUUUGUCGAAAGAAGAAUGAUGACUUAAAACCAAAAAGAAGAAGAAACUUGCAACUAGCAAGUGCAGGUAUGAAAUAUAAUAAACCUUGUGGCUUUCAUAAAUCUGAUGACAUCAAACCUGACAAACACAUUUUAGUUCAGGUAGAAAGGAGUCCUGGAGGAUUCUCUGGGAAUUGCAAGGGAUUUGAAAAAAUGGAAAGACUUGUUGCCAAAACAGAUAUUGACACCAAUGAAUCAAAGCAUUUGAAGCAUGUCCCAAAACCUUUCCAGAAGCUUGGUGAAAGCUUAGAAUCUCCCAAGAGCAAACCUUCCUCUGAACAUGGUGAAAAUACUAGUCUUAUGAUGAAAGAAAAUGUUUGUCCUAAUUCAGUUAUUGAUCAAACGAUCAACAACAGUUUAGAAUCAUUCACAAGACAUGCCAAAAAUGCAAAAGCAAGUGAUCCGGUCUUCACACAAGAUUCAAAAUAUCAUUACACUAUCGCAAAUGAUUAUCAGAAUGAUUCAAGAACCAAGACAUGUUUGUAUGAAGUAAAUAAAGACCAAGAAAUUGUUGAUACUAUGAGAAUGCAAGCAAAGCAAUUAAAAUCACUUGAAGAAGAUGCAAAAUACAAAAAUGAUCGCAUUGAAGAAUUGGUUGUUUUGAAUUCAAAGUUAAAUGCAAGAGUUAUGGUGCUAGAAACUGCCCUUGCAUUGCUACAGGAAAAAUUACAGAUAUAAAAAUAAAGGUAGUUACAUGGUUUUCAUAAUAAGUUCCUUUGUGUGAAAUUGGUUGAAUCAUCUCCGAUCACUAAUUGCCAAGACAAUGUUUUUACUUGAAAAAUGUGAGAAAGAAGUUUUGAAAAAAUCUGUUUGUUGUUUUAUUUUCUCAA
Xenia sp. Carnegie-2017 is the source of this 1346-nucleotide messenger RNA. RefSeq names its product centrosomal protein of 44 kDa-like. The transcript has 2 exons. The record is from RefSeq and is a predicted model, not a curated record. Lineage: Eukaryota; Metazoa; Cnidaria; Anthozoa; Malacalcyonacea; Xeniidae. Bases 136 to 1194 code for a protein of 352 amino acids. Gene Ontology annotation, cellular component: spindle pole; centrosome.